CCACCGCUCGCUCUCUCUCUCUCUCUCUCUCUCCUCCUUUCUCCAUUUCCUCUGCAGAAGAAAAGCUGAGAGAGGAGCGAUGAGCAUCCAGCUUGCCGAUUCUUCCUCCAUCGUUCGCCUCAGCAUCGGUGGUAAGAAGUUUUCCACGACCGUGGACACGCUGAGUCAGCGGGAACCCGAUUCAAUGCUGGCAGCCAUGUUCAGUGGGCGCCAUGUGGUGUGCCGAGAUCCAGACACGGGAUAUGUCUUUGUUGAUCGAGAUGGGAAACACUUCAGACAUAUUCUAAACUGGUUAAGGGAUGGUGUCAUUCCCACUUUAUCAGACUCUGACUACUCGCAGCUUCUGCGUGAGGCAGAAUAUUAUCAACUACUGGGACUAAUGGAUGGAAUUCAUUCUCUUGUGAGUAAGAAGAGGGAAGAGGAUAAGGAUGAGUUGGACUCGGAACUGACAAGAACUGAUAUUAUCAAGUGUAUACAAUCAGAAAAAGUCAGAUUUAGGGGGGUUAAUCUAUCUGGGCUUGAUCUUUCCAAGCUGGACCUGUCAUAUGUAGAUUUCAGCUAUGCUUGUCUCAAAAAUGUCUUCUUUUCGCGAGCUAAUUUGCAAUGUGCAAAAUUCCGGGAUGUGGAUGCUGAAGGAUCCAUAUUUCACAAUGCUACCUUGCGUGAAUGUGAAUUUACUGGAGCUAAUCUUCACGGGGCUUUAUUAGCUGGUGCAAAUCUUCAGAGUGCAAAUCUACAAGAUGCCUGUCUGAGUGAUUGUAGCUUCUGUGGAGCAGACUUGCGAUCCGCACAUCUGCAGACUGCUGAUUUAACCAAUGCCAACUUAGAGGGAGCCAAUUUGGAGGGAGCCAACUUAAAGGGGGCUAAAUUAAGCAAUGCAAAUUUAAGAGGUGCAAACCUGCAAAGAGCAUACCUACGCCAUGUAGAUCUUCGAGAGACGGUCGGAUGGAUGUGAUUUUGGCUGCAUUUACUAUCUGGAUGCUACUUGCAUUUGGAAGGUGCAAAGCUUGAUGGUGCCAAUUUGCUUGGGGCGAUUAGAUAACUGUGGAGAUUAUGAAAAGCUUGUAUAGGUUGACCUCUUAUUUAUUUCCGCCAAUGACAUUGGCGAUCUCUUGUAUACUGACAUCUACUCUAUUUUUAGGUGCUAAUAAACAUGUUCUGGCUAUCGGCUGAUGUAGAUAUUUAUAUUUGUUGCCUACAUUAUCGUUGUAGUUGAGCCGACUCAUUAGGUGUUUCCUUCUGCUUUUCUUAUACAUAAAAGGAUUGGGAUCGUUAGGGGCUUGUCGCUAUGUCAAGUGUAAGAAGAGUUUUAGUGGAUUCAAAAAGGCAUUCUUCGUCGUGAAGUUGGAUUCC
This is a messenger RNA of Eucalyptus grandis, 1353 nucleotides long. Its product is annotated as FH protein interacting protein FIP2. Gene Ontology annotation, molecular function: protein binding. The coding region runs from base 80 to 955 and encodes 291 amino acids. The transcript is spliced from 12 exons. The record is from RefSeq and is a predicted model, not a curated record. Gene Ontology annotation, biological process: protein homooligomerization. NCBI's taxonomy places the organism in Eukaryota, Viridiplantae, Streptophyta, Magnoliopsida, Myrtales, Myrtaceae.